Solanum tuberosum (potato) is the source of this 2040-nucleotide messenger RNA. RefSeq lists its product as uncharacterized. The record is from RefSeq and is a predicted model, not a curated record. The coding region runs from base 1 to 2040 and encodes 679 amino acids. The transcript has 2 exons. NCBI's taxonomy places the organism in Eukaryota, Viridiplantae, Streptophyta, Magnoliopsida, Solanales, Solanaceae.
AUGGGUAUGAUAUUGGAAUUGUUAAAAGAUGCCUUUGAAGAUGCCAAGAUUCCUGCUUCAUUUUAUGAGGCCAAGAAAACCAUCAAUACACUUGGUCUUAAUUAUACCAAGAUACAUGCUUGCCCAAAUGACUGUAUGUUAUAUUUUGGAAAAUACGAUGAAGGCUUGCAAGAAUGCAAAAAAUGCAAGACAUCUAGAUGGAAAGAUAAAAAUAAAAAGCAACCUGCAAAGAUUUUGCGUUACUUUCCACUAAAGCCAAGGCUGCAAAGACUGUACAUGUGCUCUAAAACUGCUGAAUCUAUGAGAUGGCAUUUUUUGGGGGGUAACCAAGAUGGAUUGAUGAGACAUCCUAGGGAUUCUCAGGCUUGGAAAACAUUUGACUUGCUUCAUCCUGAAUUUGCUACGGACCCUCGAAAUGUACGGCUAGGCCUAGCUAGUGAUGGUUUUAAUCCCUUUGGAGCAAUGUCAACAACCUAUAGUAUUUGGCCAGUGAUUCUUAUUCCAUACAAUCGUCCUCCUUGGGAAUGCAUGAAGCAAUCUUCAUUCAUUCUCUCAAUGAUCAUUCCAGGAAAAAAAAUGCCAGGAAAUGACAUAGAUGUCUACUUACAACCUCUUAUCCAAGAGUUGAGGGAAUUGUGGUACGAUGGAGUGCAAACAUUUGAUUCUUCAAAAAAAGAAACAUUUAAAAUGCGUGCAGCUUUAAUGUGGACAAUUAGUGAUUUUCCCGGGCUUGGUAACUUAUCUGGAUGGAACACAUACACUGAGUUUGCUUGCCCCACAUGUAAUUUUGCUACAAAUUCUUAUAGGUUGAUUCAUAGUAGAAAAUGGUGUUUUAUGGGACAUCGUCGUUUUCUUGAAAGUGGCCAUCGGUUUAGAUUACAACGACUUCGUUUUAAUGGAAAAAUCGAGCAACGGGAGCCACCAAUUACAUUAUCAGGAUCAGACAUCUUGAAACAAAUGGAGGGCAUUCCAGUUAAUUUUGGGAAAAAACCCGAGAUGAAUAAUAAGCGCAAAAGAGCUAAAGGAAAACUUGUUAAAGAUGAAUCGAGACAAUGGAGAAAGAGAAGCAUAUUUUUUGACCUUCCUUAUUGGGAAUCUAACUUGUUGCGUCAUAAUCUAGAUGUUAUGCACAUUGAGAAGAAUGUGUGUGAGAAUUUGAUAUACACUUUGCUUAGUGAUUCUGAAAAAUCAAAAGACAAUCCUCAAGCUCGAAAGGAUCUUAAAGAAAUGGGUAUAAGACAAGAACUUUGGCUAGAUGAAAAUGGAAAUUAUAAGCCUUCUUUGUUUACUAUUUCAAAUACAAAGAAAAAUGGUUUUAAGAAAGAUGUAUUUUUGAGAACUUUAAAGAAUGUCAAAAUGCCUGAUGGAUAUGCAAGCAACAUUUCGAGAUGUAUUGAUUUGAAACAACGAAAGAUCUUUGGAAUGAAGAGUCAUAACUUUCACAUUCUCAUGGAACAGUUGUUACCAAUUGCAAUACGUAAAGUUUUACCUGAUAAGGUGACUGCCGUGCUAAUGGAGUUGAGUUCGUUCUUUCGACAACUAUGUGCCAAAAACUUAAGUCUGUCAGACCUUGACAAGCUGCAGUCUCGAUAUGUUCACACUAUUAACCACUUAGAAAUAUUAUUUCCUCCCACAUUCUUUACAAUCAUGGUUCAUUUGACUUGUCAUCUAGUCGCUGAAGCAAAACUUGGGGGUCCAGUGCAGUAUCGGUGGAUGUAUGCUAUUGAAAGGUAUUUAGGACACUUGAAGUCCUUUGUGCGAAACAUGUCACAACCAGAAGCUUGCAUAGCUGAAGGACACGUUGCUGAAGACGCUCUUAACUUUUUUUCUCAAUAUCUUGAAGAGAUCGAGACAAGAACUAAUAGGCCACACCGUGUUAAUGAUUAUCCUGAGGACAGAGGCUCAACAAAUUCUAGUAUUUUUCCACCAGUUGGUAAAGGAGUAGGAGCUGAAACAUUUGAGUUGUCACCUAUGGUGAAACGCCAAGCACAUCGAUAUGUGGUACUCAAUUGUCCACAAGUCAUGCCAUUCAUUGCGUAA